UUUUUUUUUCUCUAUCCCCUCCUCAUCUCUCUUCCUCUCUAUUCAUCUCUCUCUCUCUUCGACGGAAACUGCCCAAAUUCUCCCCCAAGGUUGGGUCGCCGCCUCCGCGAAUCGUCUCCCUCGUCGACCCCCACGCCGACGAUCACUGCUCGCCGGGAGAAACGUCGUCUUCCGCCGCUGCCGCUGGAGUCGUCGGAAAAAGCUGUUGUCCGCCGCUGCUACUGCUGCCACGGGGAGGGAAGCCGCUGUCGUCGCACCGUCGGAGAGGCGCCAGUCGUCGCUGCUGCCGCCGGACAGCACGGCUGCUUUCGCCGGCACCCCGAACCUCUCCGAUCAGCCCCGCACUCCACCCGAACAGCCCGAUUACAAUGAAGAAGCCGUGGUUGGUAAUUCUGAAGCAGUAGAAAUUUUGAAGGAUUAUUAUAUUCCAGAUUACAUACUUCUUCCUGAUUUGGAAAUCGAACAACAAGCUCGUGUUCCUGAAUGCCCUCUAAUCGUAUUCAUCAACACAAAAAGUGGGGGGCAGUUGGGAGGUGAACUUUUACUAACAUGCUGUAGUCUUGUUAACAAAAGUCAGGUUUGUUUCUAGUUUUGACUGCUCAGGAAUGGACAAGGGAGCGAGUGUCAAGUUUUUGUUGAGGACCUUUAGCUUAGUUUUACUGGUAUUCAGGUGUUUGAUCUUGGGUAAAAGUCACCUGAUAAGAUGCUUAUUUCAAUUUGGAGAAGCACAAGCAAAAUGGAGAUAGAUUUUCUGCCGAGAUUCAAACAAGAUUACGUAUCAUACUGGGUGGCUCCUCGGAGCGGAGUGGUUUCUGAUCUUAAGCUAUCGCAUCCACCUCCAAUCGCUACUAUGCCACUAGGGACAGGGAACAACCUCCCUUUUUCAUUUGGUUGGGGGAAAAGAAAUCCUGGAACAGACUGUCAAUCUGUGAAGUUAUUCUUUAAAAAAGUCAAAGGUGCUAAAGGGAUGAAAAUUGACAGCUGGCAUAUUCUAAUGCGGAUGAGAACUCCUAAAGAUGGUUCAUAUGAGCCUCUUGCACCUCUUGACCUUCCCCACUCCUUGCAUGCCUUCAAACGUGUAUCCGCCACAGAUGAAAUGAAUGAGGAAGGAUACAUCACAUUCAGGGGGGGAUUUUGGAAUUAUUUUAGCAUGGCUUCAUAUCCAUAUUUCAUCAGCAGUUAUCUACAUAUUUCCUUUUUAAUUUUAGUGUGUUCUUGGAAGGUUAGAUAAAUUAUUUUAAGGAUUUAUGAAGCUUAUCAUUUAGUCUGAAUCGCUUAAUUCUGUAGACCUUUCCUUCAAGUUCUCAUUUCUGAUAAUAUCGUCAGAGUAUGUGGAGGUUCAGUAUUUGUUUCUAUCCAUGUUCCUUUUACCAAACUUAAAACUCACCGCAGUAUUUUUUUUCAUAAUGUGUUGAGUGCUAUAGGCUGGAAGUAUGAAUGAGUUUGAUAUUGUACAACAAUGAGGAUCUUAUUAUGACUGU
This is a messenger RNA of Salvia splendens (bonfire salvia), 1481 nucleotides long. Its product is annotated as diacylglycerol kinase 5-like. The transcript is spliced from 7 exons. Gene Ontology annotation, molecular function: ATP-dependent diacylglycerol kinase activity. Gene Ontology annotation, cellular component: membrane. Lineage: Eukaryota; Viridiplantae; Streptophyta; Magnoliopsida; Lamiales; Lamiaceae. The coding region runs from base 704 to 1231 and encodes 175 amino acids. The record is from RefSeq and is a predicted model, not a curated record. Gene Ontology annotation, biological process: signal transduction.